This is a messenger RNA of Gadus chalcogrammus (walleye pollock), 2373 nucleotides long. Its product is annotated as zinc finger protein 438-like. The transcript has 4 exons. Gene Ontology annotation, biological process: neurogenesis. NCBI's taxonomy places the organism in Eukaryota, Metazoa, Chordata, Actinopteri, Gadiformes, Gadidae. The coding region runs from base 337 to 2373 and encodes 678 amino acids. The record is from RefSeq and is a predicted model, not a curated record. Gene Ontology annotation, cellular component: nucleus.
UCCAACGUGUACUGUCCGCAGAGAACGUGUUUAACAACCACUCAGACCCAUUCAGCGUUUCGUAGCCAAAAUAAAAACGAAUAGAAUGUCACUGUUAUACUGAACAUUCCCGUGUUUUUCACCGCUCAUGCGAGCAGUAGAAGCGGUUUCGUGUUCCGUCUCCCCUCAGUGACCGCAGCUGGAGGUUGCGCUCAAAAUGGCUGGAGGAAAACAGUUAUGAAGAUCAGCCGUUUUGCAAGAUAUCUCCUCUGAUUAUGACCUCCGGAGUGGAGUGAAGACGAACCCUCCGGUCUCCCGGGGACUCGGGCAGCGGUUGAGACCAGAGCUUCAUGCCCGAUGAAGAGCCUCCAGUUCCGCAACAUCGCCCCCAAGGCCCCGGCGGCGGUGGUCUCCUGCCCCCCCCAGGCGCUGCGGCCGUGCCCCCCUCCCUCGGCCGUCCCCGACGCGGCCACCAGCCCCAAGUCCAUCAUGGUGCCCGGCCAGAACUACGCCCUCAUGCAGAUCGCCGGUCAGGACGGGACCUUCUCCCUGGUGGCCCUGCCCCCCUCCGUCUCCCCCCAGACCCCCCAUCCCCAGCAGCAGCAGACCCCGCCCGUCCAGAACAACCCCAAGUUACCCAUCCCUCGGUACCCGCCCAUGAGGAGCAAGGGCGCCUCGGAGAAGACCAAGCCGCCGCCGCCGCCGCCACCGCCGCCGCCCUCCCCCACGGCGAAGACCCUGCCCAAGGUCGCCAUGGCGACGCGGGCGCGGUCGACGGACGCCCCGCCUCCCGUCGUCAAGAGGAAGCUCCUGGAGUCCAAGGACUUCAGAGAGCCGCCGCCGCCGCCGCCGCCGCCGCACAAGGAGCUCUCGGAGCAGGUCAUCCUGAUCGACCCCACCGCCUCCGAGAUCUCCGUCAGCCCCCUCCUCCCGGAGAACGCCGUCCUGUUCCCCGGACCGCCGCUGGAGCACGCGGCGGACGUCCCGCCUCAACGCCCCCCACCCCCCGCCGCCGCCGCCGUCGCAGACGUUGUUCACGGCCUCCUCUACCCCCCCGCUCCCCCCGCCAUCGUCUCCCAAACCAAAGCGCCGGAGGAGGUUAAAAAGGAGCCCAGACCCUGCCAGCCCCGGCCGCCGGCCGCCGCCAGCAUCGCGGUCCUCUCGCCCGCCAUCUUCAGCAAGGCGGUCCAGAUCAUCCCCUCGCCGCCCAAAGGCAAGCUGCCCAUCGCGCCGUACUCCAAGAUGAAGAGCGCCCUGGUCCCGGCGGCCAAGCUCAGCGCCGCGUCCCCGGAGACCAAGGCUCUCUGCGGACAGCUGGGUCUCUCCAGCACCUCUGAGACCGCAGCCCAGACCUCCUUCAAGACCGAACCCCUGGUGGUCAGCCCGCUGCCCACGCCUCUGAUCGGCGCCCAGCCCCGGACUCCCUUCCUGCCCAUCCUGGGCGCCCCGCACAAAGCCCCCGGCAAGAAGAGGGGCCGCAAGAGGAAGACCACGGAGGACGUGCUGACCUUCGAGGCGCGGCGGAAGAGGUCCCUGUCGUUCUUCCGCCGGAGGGUCCCGGAGAAGCCCCCGGCCGGCGCCGCGGCCUCGCCGCCGAGCGAGGUGGACAUCACCAAGAAGUACCGCAGCAUCCGGCCCAAGCCCAUGCUCGUCAUGGAGACGGUGCCCCAGCUGCUCAGCCUGCCGCCGCCGGCCGUUACCUCAGAUUGCCUGGAGCAGGAUCUCCUACGAGGCAACCCCCUCCCCGGCCACACGCCCAGCACCCCCAACGGCCGGCCGCCGCCGCCGCCGCCGCCGCCGCCGGCCCCCCUGGCCCUCCAGCUGAAGGGCGGAGCCCCCCACCAGAGGAUGUUCAUGGGCGGGCGACCGCUGCACCGCUGCCCGACCUGCAGCCGCUGCUUCCAGUUCAAGCACCACCUGCAGAGCCACAUGAACAGCCACACCAACAGCCGGCCCUACGUCUGCCCCUUCUGCCGCAAGGCCUACGCCCACUCGGGCAGCCUGAGCACGCACACCAAGCUGCACCACUCGGACUGCUGGCCGCUCAAGACGCUGCGCUGCGAGUUCUGCGACAAGGCCUUCGGCUACGUGGGCGUGUACUUCAGCCACCUGCGGGAGGUGCACAAGGUGGUGCUGACGGUGGAGCCCUCCAUCAGCCACCACGAGGACGACGUAGCCGUGGCGGGGGCCGCCUCCCUGGACCAAUCGGAGGAGCCCGUGGACCCGGUGGAGCUGCAGAUCAAGUGCGGCCGCUGCCAGGCCACCACGCCCACCUUCGCCGCCAUGAAGCUGCACCUGCUGCAGGUGCACCGCGAGGAGACGCCGCCGCGGGCCCGCGACAGCCGCGGCGGGCGCGAGGCGGAGAACGAGCUGUUGGCUCUCACCCUGCGGUGA